GUGCAUGAUUUUACAUCUGUAUAUGUAUACGGCUUUGUUGUUUACAUCUGUGUUUGGUUUAGUUUUUGAUAAUUGAUUUAAUUUGUUUUAGAGUAUUAGUGAUUUGCGUUAUAGGUCACCAAUGAAGAACCGUUUCACCACUUUGGACAUUGUAUCAAUUGUUCCUGAGUUAAAUCGUACUCUUAAAGGUUAUCGGGUUCAUCAAAUUCAUGAUAUCGAUGCUAAAACGUAUCUAAUUAGACUUAAAGACAAUCCAAACGAGGAUACACCUGAGAUAAAUAAGUUGGUUCUUCUAAUUGAAAGUGGUAUUCGAUUGCAUGUCAGUGAAUACGAUUGGCCUAAGAAUACCAAUUGUUCUGGUUUUACUUUAAAAUUGAGGAAGCACUUGAGAAAUAAAAGGAUUGAAAAUAUCAAGCAAGUUGGUAUUGACAGAGUGGUGGACAUUCAAUUUGGCAUCAAUGAAGCAGCUUAUCAUAUCAUCAUUGAGCUCUACGACAGGGGAAAUAUAAUUUUCACAGAUUAUCAAUAUGUCAUCUUGAAUCUUCUUAGAUCAAGGAAACCAGGAGAAAAUGAUGAUGUUAAAGUAAUGGUUAGAGAGGUUUAUCCACUUCAUACUGCAGUUUAUGACUACAAGCUUCCAAAUAAAAGUGAAAUAAUAACACUGAUUCAAGCAGCUUCUCCUGGUGAUACAUUGCGAAAAAUUUUUAACCCUAGAUUAAUCUUUGGAACGGCUCUAUUGGAGCAUUGUUUUAUGGAAGUUGGAUUCCCUGAAAAUUGGAAAUUAGAUUCAAGUAAAACAGCCGACUAUGAUAAAAUAGAAGAAGCUCUUGCACUAGCAUCAAAAAUACUUGCUGAAAUAAUUGAUAACCAUCAAGGGAUUAUAAUUCACAAGGAGGAGAUUAGUCAAGCUAAUACAAAUGAUAAAAAUAUCAAAGAAAGUCCAAAAACUGUGAUAACUUACACUGAAUUUCACCCAAUGCUGUUUAAUCAGCACAAAUUUUCAACCAAGCUGAAAUAUAUUGAAUUUGAAACCUUUGGUAAAGCAGUGGAUAUUUAUUUCUCAAGUAUCGAAGGGCAAAAGAUUGAUCAAAGAGCCCUUCAACAAGAGAAAGAAGCUCUUAAAAAAUUGGAGAACGUGAAAAAGGACCAUGAAAAGAGAUUACAAGAGUUGGCAUCUCUUCAAGAAAUAGAUAAAAGGAAAGCGUCCCUCAUUGAGAUGAAUAAAGAUCUGGUUGAAAAAGCUCUACUCAUUAUGAGGUCAGCUAUUGCAAAUCAAAUCAGCUGGGAAGAGAUAAAAGCUUUAAUCAAGGAAGCUCAGUUGAGAGACGACGUUGUUGCCUGUGCAAUUAAAGGACUUAAAUUAGAGAAGAACCAAUUUACAAUGUUACUUUCUGAUCCAUUUGAUGAUGAAGAAACCAGUAAGCUUUCCGAUUUAGUUGAUAUUGAUUUAGAUUUAUCAGCUUUUGCCAACGCUCGACGAUACUAUGAUCAAAAACGACAUGCUGCUAAGAAAGAGCAAAAGACGCUAGAGAGUUCAUCUAAAGCUUUAAAAAGUGCUGAACACAAAACGCAACAAGCGUUAAAAGAGGUAGCCAUUAAAACAUCGAUUACUAAAGCUCGCAAGGUGUUGUGGUUUGAAAAAUUUUUCUGGUUUAUAUCUUCUGAAAAUUAUUUGGUUAUCGGAGGACGUGAUGCCCAACAAAAUGAGCUUAUUGUCAAAAAGUAUCUUAAGCAAGGAGAUAUCUAUGUUCACGCUGAUCUUCAUGGUGCCUCAUCAGUUGUAAUUAAAAAUCAUAUUCCAACUGAACCAAUUCCUCCUAAAACUGUUCAAGAAGCUGGUAUUAUGGCUGUUUGUUAUUCUUCAGCUUGGGAAAACAAAUUUUCAAGUCGUUCCUGGUGGGUUCAUUCUCAUCAAGUUUCUAAGACAGCUCCUUCUGGUGAAUAUUUAACUGUUGGUGCGUUCAUGAUCAGAGGUAAAAAGAACUAUCUGCCAAUGGCUCAAUUGGUUAUGGGCUUCGGAUUUUUAUUUCGUUUAGAUGAAGAUUCUAUGGAAAACCAUAAAUCAGAAAGACGGAUUCGUUCAACAAGUGACUCUAUUGACACCGAUUCCGUUAAUGAUAUUGAGAUAAAGAUAGAAGAUAGUGAGGAUGAAGAUGAACCUGGGGAUAAUGAGGCUGGUAAUACUUUUCCUGAUACAAAAAUAAAGAACAUUGCUCAGGCAACUGAUGAAUCAGAUGUUAAUCCUGGUGGUGAAAGCAAAAAUGAGAAGGUUAAGAAGGAGGAUGAAGAGGAUAAACUGGUUGAAAUAACAGGCUCUCAGAUACCAAGGAUGAAAUUUCAAGCACAACUGAAAAAGAAACGUAAUGAAGUUAAGAAGGCGUCAACUCAAAAUUCACUACAGAAUGUUCAACAACAAUCUAAUAGACAGUUAGCCGACAAGAAUCAUCAUCAACCACAACAACAACAACAACAACAACAACAGAAAGAGACAACAAAUAAGAAUCAGAAUCAACCUUUGAAGAGAGGUCAACGGUACAAGCUGAAAAAGAUUAGAGAAAAGUAUGGAGAUCAAGAUGAAGAAGACAGAAUGUUCAAGUUAAAUUUGCUUGGCUCUGCUCCGAUUAUCAGACAAAUGGAUGGUAUGGAACUGAAUAGAGUCAACCAAUCAAAUGAAAGUGGCAAUAAUAAUAUUAAUGAUGUUGAUGGUGGUGACGAUGGGGAAGGUAGAGAACAAUUGCAGGUUUCUAAGAGUAACAAUGAAAGUCCAGGUCAAAAGAAUCAUCAAAAUAAACAGGAAAAGGAUAGUUUGUCCCAAUCAAAGGAGAAAAGUAAACUUGAUAAAAAGAAGGUGGCAAUCAAAGUAUCUUCCUCCAAGUCCAAGAAUGGCGAAGAUGAAAAUGAAGGUGCUGAAAAUGGAAUAGAAUCAAUGGAAAAAGAGAGAGAAAAAAAGUUAUCCAAUGACAUUGAAAACGAAGAUGAGCAAGAAGAUGAAGAAGAUGAUGAUGAUGAUGAAGAGGGCCCAACUAAUAAAAUAGUUGAACACGUUAAUCUGAUAAAUUCUUUGACUGGCCAACCUUUGCCUGAUGAUGUCCUUCUCUACACUAUACCAGUUACAGCUCCCUAUACUGCUCUCUCUAAUUAUAAAUUUAAAGUAAAAGUAUUGCCAGGGACCAGUAAACGGGGUAAAUCAGCGAAGACGGCGUUGGCAGUAUUUCUUGCUGAUAAAACAAUAUCUCAAAGGGAGAAAGAUUUGCUUAAAAAUUCAAAAGAUCAAGAUAUUGGACGUAAUCUACCCAACAAAGUGAAGAUAUCAGCUGUUAAGUUGAAUACGUUGAAGAAAAAGGGAAAAUGACAUUUUCCAAGUGAAAAGCUCAUCAAUCAAAGUUACUUUCAUCAUUCUCAUUAAUAUAAAAAAGCCUGUGAUGAUUUAAAAAUAAUUGAGGAAAUUAAAAUUAAAACAAUCAUAAAGUGUAAAUUUUGUAAAUCAUAUGGGAAGCAAGAUAGUCUACAAAACACCAAUUAUUAACUUUAUACAGACCAACAAAUAAAUUGGUAAAUACAUAAAUGUAUAUAUUUUUUGUUGAUCAUUUCUUAAUCAUUUAGCCAAGUUUACUCGUACAUUCUGUUAAGGUUACAAUUACAUGUUUUCCUGUAUCAUUAUCAA
This is a messenger RNA of Tetranychus urticae (two-spotted spider mite), 3664 nucleotides long. It is a transcript of the gene Clbn, whose product is annotated as Nuclear export mediator factor NEMF homolog Clbn. Gene Ontology annotation, biological process: ribosome-associated ubiquitin-dependent protein catabolic process; rescue of stalled cytosolic ribosome. NCBI's taxonomy places the organism in Eukaryota, Metazoa, Arthropoda, Arachnida, Trombidiformes, Tetranychidae. Gene Ontology annotation, cellular component: RQC complex. Gene Ontology annotation, molecular function: tRNA binding; ribosomal large subunit binding. The record is from RefSeq and is a predicted model, not a curated record.